Molecule: messenger RNA, 629 nt
Organism: Aspergillus pseudonomiae
Lineage: Eukaryota; Fungi; Ascomycota; Eurotiomycetes; Eurotiales; Aspergillaceae
Exons: 3
Coding region: 114-569 (151 amino acids)
Source: RefSeq, a predicted model, not a curated record
UGUUACCCCGCCAAGCAAACAUCCACUAUGAAUACACCGUGUCAUAACACAGUGGAAUAGAAUCUCGAUGAGUUCAGAGUUAUGCUCUAAGUAGCUGUACCAAGUGCCGCACAAUGUCAGCAAGCCUCCUCACCUUUCAAACGGUUUUGCCUAUAGAGAGGUCAGCUUUAUCCGAAAAGUUGAAAGCCCGUGAAGAAGUUAUAGAGCUUGUGGAGAAGACCUUAACUGAUACGCCGGCAACGAGUUAUAAUCCCCCUUUCACUAAAGGAAGUGCUUGCGUCAAACUUGUCCAUGAUGUUAUUCUCGAUUACAAAAAGCAUGCAACGAAGUUCCCUGGCCGACCUCAACAAAUAUCCAAAGGCAGGCGUGGUGGACUCGUGUUCUACCCGGGGAUAACGCCCAUUGGAACUGACUUUAUGAUAAUUGAUCCUCUUAUCACAGAGGGAAAGUCUUUUAUAGGUGAUGUGGAGGUAGACAUAAACUACUACUACAUCGUUUUGAAGGAGUGUGAUGUUGUUGUUCAACCUGGAGGUAAACUGGUAACACUCGCUAUAUCGGAUAUUAAGUGAUGAACUACCAGUAAAAAUACUGUCAAAGUACUGGCACACCAUUCGGUUUGAAUGUUACUU